UCAGGAAGCAAAUGGCACACUCGACGAAAACUAUUAACGCCUACGUUUCAUUUUACCAUACUGCGACAAUUUGUUGACGUUUUGAUUGAAGAAAGUAACCGGAUGAUAAAAUUCCUAAAAAAUAAUGAAGGACCAGUUAUAAAAGAUUUAGUCUUAGUUCUUAGCAAACAUACACUAAACGCAAUAAGUGAAACCGCCAUGGGAAUCUCUUUGCAUAAUUUUGACACAUUUGAAGAUCAGUAUCGAAAAUCAAUAGAGGAUAUGGGUCGCUAUGUUACUCACAGAGUACUAUCUCCCUGGCUGUAUGUCAAUUUGAUGUUCACAUUAUCGCCAACAGGAAGAAAUCAAGCUAAAACUUUAAAGACAUUACACGGAUUUACUGAAAAAAUCAUUAUGGAAAGAAAACUUUAUCACGAACGCACAGAAGGCCGAUAUUUAAAAAACAUUGGAAAUAACACAGUAGAAACAGAGGACGUAGAAGUGAAUGGAAGUACGUACCGCAAUCACACAGAUAAUGUUGUUACUAAAAUUUGAUAAGGAUAAAAUAUAAGAUGAGGUUUUAGCGAUAUUUGAGUGAGAUAAUAUUAACACAACAGAACAUCUAAUAUUUUUUUGCUACAUAUAUAAGAUUUAUUUAAUGUUUUACUUACACUAUAGAAGAUAAAUUAAAAAAACCUUGAUGAAAAAACCAAACUAAUAGAAAGUAAGUCAAAUUAAAUAAACACUGUAUAGUAUAUGAGCUAUCUUAUAAAUUUUGGAAUGUGACUUAAAUUUUAUGUUAUUAUGUGCAUAAAAUAUAAUUUACAUUUAAACAAAUUCUCAAAGAUUAUAACAAGAAACAUCUAUAUAGUGUUUUUGAUAAAUAUGCUGAUUAAGGAAGCAGCUUUUAACAAGGUUGAUAUUGACAUAUGUUAUCAAGGUCAUGACCUUGAGUGACCUUCAAAAAGUUUUAAAUAAUGCUCACUGUUCGUUAAAAAGUUAUUAACAAAAAAUGUUGGUAAUUGUUGUUGGUAAAUGUUGGUAAUUAUUAACAAAAAACGUUGGUAGAUAUGUGCGUUUUCCCAAUUUUGGCUAUUUUAAUCCGGUUUUUAUAAAAAACACUGUAUUUUAUCACUAAAAUGAGGAAUUAAUCGGAGAAGCUUGAAAAAAACUGUUUAUUAAAAAGUUAUACUCACAAGAAGUUUUAUAAAUAAACCUUCAGUUUUGGAUAUUGUGUACAUUUCUCAAGUAAAUAAUUAGUAUAACUUUGAACUUUACAUAUUAUAUCAACAUACAUCUUUGUUUUUAUGUCGUCAUCGAUUGUUUAUGUCUUAUAGGUAAAUGUUUAAUAUAGAAUAAAUAAAAGAAUAAUUAUAAAACUUACGAUAAGCUUGAAAAGUAUAGGCUUAGAUGUACGGACUACGCUCGUUUCUGUGUGGGUGCACUCUCCCACAUAAAAAAAAAUAAAACUUAGGGAAAAUAUCAAUGGCCGAAAGUAUUCUUUAGAAAGUAUCUGCGUGAAGUGUAUUCCAUUUCUCUACAGAAAGAUACUACUAUAAAAAAAUUAGACACAUAAGUGUAUAAGUUUCAUGUACACUUUCCAAGCAGUAUUUUUAGCCAUUGAUACUUUCCCUAUCUCUAAGUUUUGUUUUUUUUUUUUGGGAGAGUACACUCAGGGACAAGUGUAGCCCGUCCCUUUGUGCGUUAUCUCACCUAUGCAUUAACUUUUCAAGCUUAUCGUAAUUUUUAUAAUUAUUCUUUUAUAUUUAUUCUAUACGAAACAUUUAUAUAUAAAACAUAUUACGUCUACAUUAUCGUAUAUUAUGUGUAAAAGACAUAUGUGUAAAAGGCAGAUUUGUUUUUCUCUAUACACAGUUUUUGUUAAUAACUUUUCAACGAAUAGUUAUUAAGCAUUACUUAAAAGGUGGGCAUUACUUAAAAAGUAAUAAAAAAGGUGAGCAUUACUUAAAAAGUAAUAAAACCUUUCGAAGGUUACUCAGGGUCAUGACAUUGAUAUAACAAACUCAGGGUUGUCGGAAGCUGCUCCCCUAAUCGAUAUAUUUACCGUGUUUUUUAUAUUUGAAAGGAAGGUCAGAAAAAAGUACCAAUUUUUGCCUAUAAUCUGGGAAGUAAAAUACAUGUGAAUUAUUGUUGUUGGUACUUUACAGAAUAUGAAAACAUGUUUUUAAGUAUGGAAACUAAUAAGCAAUUAAUGAGAUUUGAUGAUAAAGAUGUGAUAUUACAAUAUCAGCGGUUUUCAAAUGUCGUAUGUAGUAUCUCACAAAUGGUUCAACCGAUUUUCUUCAAAUUUGGUAAAAAAGUAUUUUGAGGACAAGAUAAUAUUUCUAUUGAUUUUUCGGGAAAUCGACUCAGGCUCACAGAGGCGUGAAAAGGGAGUUUUGUGUCAUAUAUUAGCAUAUCAUCAUCAAAAUCUUGCAUAACACUAGUUGAAAAAGAUUUAGUAGUUCGAGUUGUAGUUUUAGAAUAUUUCGAACAAAACAAAGAUUCAUUGGAUAAAUGAAAAGAGGAGCGUGGUCAUUUUCAAGCAAUUUACCACAUACCUCAUGAUUUUUUGUCAUAUUUGUUAAUUAAAAUAAACUAGAAACAAUUAAAAUAAAACUAACAAACCGGUGAUUUAAUGGUUGGAUGGUUGUGAUAUUUUUUCAAAUCGGAGUAACUCGAACUGACUGCGCGACUAGGAUUCGACUCCAGGGCUCGAUUCAAAAGUGAAAUCGAGUCAUAAAACAACGGAAAACUCGUUGCCUUCGUCCUGCUCAGAAUUGCACGAUCGCCAUAUGUUGCGACAAUAUGCAACGGCCGAUUGAAUAUAUAAAAAAUGUAAAGGUACGACUCUUCGGCGGCACAUGUUGCAAUGUCUUUCGUAAGAUCGUGAUCUGCAAGGACACUGCCUUCAAUUUUUCUUUUAGUUAAAACAGAACGCUACAAUUUUAGACAUGAUAUCGAAACAGUAAAUUUUGGUUUUUUUUUUUUUUUGACUGUCACUUUAAAUAAAAAAAUUAUUUUAUUCUUGACAUAUACAUUCCUGACAAACUAGGAAUGCAAAUUUCACUGAUUAACCGACAGUAUUUAUUUAUUUAUUUAGACUUUUUAAUAUUUUGACGGUUCGCUUUUAUACGUAUUGUUCUGAGUUAUUAGUCAUGUAUUUUCUUGAUUUGCUAGCGCACAUAACAGUUACUACUAUUGCUGACUAAUUCUGAAUAGAUGCGUACUAAUUGUACCGGAUAGCUCAAUUUAAAAUCUAUAUUAUUGUGUACUCUAUUAUCAACCAAUUUCCUAAUCUAAAAUUUAAUAUUGAAUUACAGAAUCUUUGCUGAAAAAUAUCAAAAUAAAUUAAUGAUCAAAACGUUCAUUUACCAUACAGAUAUGAGUUACUCCGAUUUGAAAAAAUACCACAACCGUCUAACUAUUAAAUCGCCGGUUCUUUGGUCUAUUUUAAGUGUUUCUUUAAUUGUUUUAAGCCGGUUUCUUUAACCACUUGCGGUAGAAAGACGUGCCACGCACGUCGAGAUGCUUCAGUUCACCGGAACGCCAGCGACGUGUUCCACACGUCGUCAGGCGAUUGUUGCAGAAAGAAAAAUGACGUGCGUGGCACGUCAACUGUGACGCAUUUAUUUAUUAAUAAAUAAAUUUAGUAUUCAUACAUAUAUGUAAUUUUAUCAUUAGUUGAUGCGCGUUCUGACACGCGCAACUGUGAAUUUCUUUGCACCGCAAGUGGUUAAAUUAUUAAAAUAGACCACCAGAAAAAAAAAACAAAUUCAAACGGCUAUGUAAAAACGUGUGGCACCCACGAAUGUCCUGAAUAACUCGGAGUUGCCGAGUAUUCUACUUAAAAUUCCCAACUGGAAAUUCUUGAUUGCAAGUAACGCGGGACAGUAUUGCCCUUUCGUCGUAAACUUAAAAUCGUAAUGUUAGAAAACUUGCUAAGUUCAAUAGAACCUGUGCGCAAAUUGUCCGUCAGUGUUCUAAAAUACACCCCCCGCUGCCGCAUCAACAGUUUAAUAGUAAUUAUGUUUCCAUUGAAUGCAGAAUGUGAUAAAAACAGUAUUAUACUACAUGAAAGAACCAGCAAAUGACGAGAUGGAUUUUUACAUCAGAAUGUUAUAUAUUAUAAUCCAUUAAUUCUAUUUUAUUUGAUAUUACACGGAACAACUUCACUUACGCAAGUAAACAUUAUUACUUGAUAAUGAUUUCAAGUAAAUUGUGUAAAUACAAAUAGAUAUUCUUUGUCUUUAUCCUAAUUUAUACUAGAUCAAAUAAAUCGAUUUUGAAAUGUCAUAUUUACUUCAUAAAUAUUUAGUUGCUAAUAUGAAAAUAAUUGUGUAUUUAACGACUUUUUAGUCCAAUUUAAUUAUUUUUUAAUUAUGUAUUUGUCUUCAAUAAAUUCUUUUCCAUGUACCGUUUAGUGGAAAUGUAGUCAUUAAUGAUAUAUCGGUAUAUAUAUUGUACAUUCAGUAUUUAUGGCAAAAUAUUUUCUUCACUUUCUCUUGGAGGCUCGAGUCAAUUUCCUCAAAGAUCAACAGAAAUAUUGCCCUGUCCCCAAAGUACUUCCGUACCGAAUUUGAAAAAAAUCGGUCAACCGUUUACGAGAUACUACACACAACAUUUGAAAACCGCUGAUAUCGUAAUAUCACAUCUUUAUUAUCAAAUCUUAUUAAGUUCCCAUUGAUUUUCAUACUUAAAAGACAUGUUUUCGUAUUCUAUAAAGUACCAACAACAAUAAUCCACACGUAUUUUACUCUUCGGAUAAUAGGCAAAAAUCGGUACUUUUUACCGAAUCUUCUUGGUAUAAAAGUAUCUAAAGCUGAACUUCGGUUAAUUUUACCAUAUAUUAUUUAUGAUUUUAUAAUUUUCUAGCAUGAUGUGCAAAAAUAGAUACAAAAGGUUUUGAUUUACUUUUACUGAUUGGCUAAUGAUGAUCAAAAUACUUAAAUGAUCAAAAUAUUUCAAAAUUAUUAAAAUUGAUGUUCGUUAAGACGGUACUGGAUAUCGACCUGUAAACUGAAGAGAUUGACAUUUUAAAAACUUAAAUUUUUAAAUUUAUUUACUGAAUCACAUAAAAAAUGCUUCUACAGAAAAUAAAU
This is a messenger RNA of Pseudomyrmex gracilis, 5081 nucleotides long. RefSeq names its product cytochrome P450 4C1-like. The record is from RefSeq and is a predicted model, not a curated record. The coding region runs from base 103 to 534 and encodes 143 amino acids. The transcript is spliced from 4 exons. Gene Ontology annotation, molecular function: oxidoreductase activity, acting on paired donors, with incorporation or reduction of molecular oxygen; iron ion binding; monooxygenase activity. NCBI's taxonomy places the organism in Eukaryota, Metazoa, Arthropoda, Insecta, Hymenoptera, Formicidae.